Dovyalis caffra is the source of this 408-nucleotide messenger RNA. Lineage: Eukaryota; Viridiplantae; Streptophyta; Magnoliopsida; Malpighiales; Salicaceae. The record is from the annotation of a GenBank genome assembly.
AUGUUCUUGCCGGAUCUCAAACUAUUUGAAAUCGUAGCCGUCAAAUCCUCCACCCCAAGCAACCACGUCUCCGGGACAAAAAGAACAACUUCCUGCGAAGCAGAAAGUACUUUAUCACGGGGUGGUGGCUGUGAUUAUGAUAAUGGUGAUUAUGAUGAUAAUGAGAAGGCUUUGUCUGAGGCAAUGACAUCAACCCGUCGUCUAGUGGUGGUGGGACCUGGGAGGCUGCUUGGGCUGGCAUUGGUGGAGGACGCACCGGUGGGACCACCGGACGACAUGGUGGUCUUCAGGGAAAAUAAAAUGUUUGAGAGAUCGGAGAGUUGCCUUGUUAUUGUAGAAUUGGAAUGGGAUGAUGAGAGGGAAGGACGAAAGGGAGGGAAGGAAGGAGGGAGGGAGCCCGUAAUGUAA